AUGAUGGAAGAGAGUGGAAUAGAGACAACUCCACCUGGCACACCCCCACCAAGCACAGCAGGGACUGCUGCCACUGCUGCUACACCUGUCUCAUUAGCUUUGUCCAGUCCCCUUGCUACACCAAGCCUGUCAACUUCUCCCACAUACUCACCUGCCUUGCCAACCGGAGUGUCUCCUGUUAUGACUUCAGCAUCACUCCCAGUCAUGCCUUCUUCAACAGUUUCCGCUCUUGCACCCCCCCUGACUCCUGCCCCACCUCCUGGUACCCCUUCAACUUUUGGGACCUCCAUGCCCCAGUUCUCAACAUCUCCUCCAAUAAGAUGUACUGGUCUUCCUGCACCUCCCACUGGUCCCCCCACUUCAGGGUUUUCUAUGUCUUUAACUCAUGACAUUACCAGAGGCCAUGCUGGUCGAGCACCACAAAGCCCACUGAUGCCAUCAUAUUCUGCACCUCCAGUCACAGGUGUUUUGGCAGAUCCUAUUACUCAACAAGCAGCUAUCUCAUCACCUUUGGCUCCUGGAACUGGUUCUGCAAUCACUUUUCCUGAAGAGCAUGAAGACCCAAGAGUAUCUACUGCUCAAGGUGGAGCACCUGGUGGAGGACUGUGGGGAUUUAUAAAGGGUGUGGCUGAGAAUCCUGUGGUAAAAUCUGUUCUUGAUAAAACCAAACAUUCAGUGGAGACCAUGAUCACAACACUGGAUCCUGGCAUGGUUCCAUACAUCAAAACUGGGGGAGAACUGGACAUAGUGGUUACUUCUAAUAAGGAGGUAAAAGUCACAGCAAUUCGAGACGCCUUUCAAGAAGUCUUUGGAAUGGCUGUUGUUACUGGAGAGGCUGCACAGUCCAAUAUUGCACCCCAACCUGUAGGCUAUGCUGCAGGGUUAAAAGGAGCCCAAGAAAGAAUAGACAGCUUACGUCGGGCAGGAGUAAUACAUGAAAAGCAGCCUGCUGUAUCAGUAGAGAGCUUCAUUGAGGAGCUGCUUCCUGACAAAUGGUUUGACAUUGGAUGUCUGAUAAUCGAAGAUCCAGUUCAUGGAAUUCAUCUGGAAGCUUUUACCCAAGCAACACCAGUGCCUUUGCAAUACAUUCAGCAGGCUAAGAGUCUUACUCCUCAGGACUACAAUCUGAGAUGGUCAGGCCUGUUGGUGACUGUGGGUGAAGUGCUUGAGAAGAAUAUGCUGAACGUCAACAGGACUGAUUGGCACAUGAUAUUCACUGGCAUGUCCCGUCGACAGAUGAUCUACAGUGCAGCUAAGGCUCUAGCAGGAAUGUACAAACAACUCUUACCACCCAGGACCGUUUGAAGGAAGGCUGAUCCACGACACUAAGGAAUACUGGUUGUGAAUCUGGAAUGGAAGUGAAAAAGCUACAUAUUCCGAGUGAAAACAAUACAAAUUUGUAGUCUAACUGUAAACUGUAUUUUCAUUUUUAAGUAGUGAAGUUAAUUUCCAGUAGUGGAAAUGAGCA
Indicator indicator is the source of this 1468-nucleotide messenger RNA. It is a transcript of the gene PRRC1, whose product is annotated as proline rich coiled-coil 1. Gene Ontology annotation, biological process: activation of protein kinase A activity. Gene Ontology annotation, cellular component: cytoplasm. Gene Ontology annotation, molecular function: protein kinase A regulatory subunit binding. The coding region runs from base 1 to 1305 and encodes 434 amino acids. The record is from RefSeq and is a predicted model, not a curated record. The transcript is spliced from 8 exons. Lineage: Eukaryota; Metazoa; Chordata; Aves; Piciformes; Indicatoridae.